UUCUUGUAGAUAUUUUAUGCUUUAAUUUGAUUAUUAUCUGAUGAAUGAAUAUUAAACCAUGAUUUGGAGUUUCUUGUCAGAAUUUGAGAAAUGUCUACAUACUCUGUGAUUCAUGUAAUUGUAUUAUUUAUCCUAUCAUUUAUCUGUUAGACAAAAGGUGCAGACUUACCAUUGAGGCAAUGACUGACGUAAUGAUCGUAAAGUCGCUCACUUCUUCUGUUGAACAAUUUGACCCAGAAGAUGCCAUUAACAGGUUUUUGAUGAAAACACCAUCUGGAGGGAUGAGGAGACCAGAAUUUGAGAGGUCUGCACUAAAGGCAGCAUCAACUUCAAAGGAAAUAGAGGGUGAAGCUGUGAUAGAAGGAGAUGGACAAGCAGAAGCUGAAAUAGAUCAUCAGAUGGAGUCCGAUUCAGAGGAUGUUGAUUCAGAUGUUGAGGGGGAUUUUGAGCCAGGCUUUGAUAAUAUGGGUGACACAUUCACCAAAGUGUUAAAGGAAGCGGCUGCGGUUGAGCUUGAGCACGAAACGGUCAAAGAAAUAAAAUUUAAAAAAGAACUGAUUAACAAUCGCAAAUAAAAAUCUUAUUAACAAUUACAA
Molecule: messenger RNA, 596 nt
Organism: Pecten maximus
Lineage: Eukaryota; Metazoa; Mollusca; Bivalvia; Pectinida; Pectinidae
Exons: 2
Coding region: 180-575 (131 amino acids)
Source: RefSeq, a predicted model, not a curated record